Molecule: messenger RNA, 3012 nt
Organism: Mustela erminea (ermine)
Lineage: Eukaryota; Metazoa; Chordata; Mammalia; Carnivora; Mustelidae
Gene: MRGPRF
Product: MAS related GPR family member F
Exons: 3
Coding region: 1076-2179 (367 amino acids)
Biological process (GO): G protein-coupled receptor signaling pathway
Cellular component (GO): membrane
Molecular function (GO): G protein-coupled receptor activity
Source: RefSeq, a predicted model, not a curated record
GGCCCGGCUGGAGGGGGUGUGGGGCUCUAGAUGCACACUCAGUGGCCCGCACCGGACACGCCCACGUCCUCUGGGGUACAAGGGCUCCCGCCCUGCUGUCACCGCAUGCCGCGCUCUGACCCACACGCCAGGCACACACACACUUGCCCACACCACGGGGCACAUGGCCGCGCUGUCCGAGAGAGGGGUCGCAGGCCGCCAUUGGCCACCCUUCCCCACCGGACGACAGGAGGCCUGCCUGGGUCCCACGCUGGCUCAGGGAGCGGAGGGACACAUGCCACAGCGGGCCGGGAAGAACUUCUGGUGGAUGCUGGCCGAGGAGCCCGGCGUGCCCUCUGGGGAAGAGGGCAUGGCCAGUGGCCUACAGCUUGGCCUCAGCUUCUCCACCCACACAGUGGGACAGCUCCGUGCUUGUCUGCUGGGGCAGGGCUCAAAUUGGGGAGCGGGAGUCCAUUCAAAGGGGACCUGGGGCACACGGAGCCAGAAGCUCUGCCUGGCCAGGAUGGAGCUAUCUCCAUCAGGCGGGGAUGCCCCCCUCCGUGGCUGUCACCCCUUCCAGGCCUCCUGACCUGGGGCUGCCGCUGAGUAUGCGGCCCUUCCUCCGGCCUGGGGCCAGGGCCGCCUCCUGGCCAGCUCUCCUGGCCGGCUCCCUCCGCCUGUUCUUCCUCUGCAGCCCCCCGUGGCGCAACGAUAUGCAAAUCUCCCGGGCCACAGUGGGCACAGGCGUUACUGAGGGGACCCCUGGGCAGGUGGCCGCACCUCCCUGAGCCUCGGAGGCCCCGUCAUAGGGGAACGAUGAUUCCUGCCUCCUAGCCAGUAACAAGGACCACAGGGGGCAACAGCCACUGGCUGGCUGGCGUGGUGUCCAGCUCCUGGCUGAGAGUCGCUGUCCCAGGGGCGAUGGUGGGGUCAGUGAUGCUGACGGCUGACCAGGCUGUCCUGCCUUGCAGUCACCUACUGUGGGAAGACCCUGCACCAUAGCACGUUACAAACACGAGGCCUGACCCUACGGCUGGGACUGCCUGCCGGGAAGCCCUGAGCCCCCGUGGGCUGGCACAAAGGACGUGCAAGGCCAAUGCGCGAGAAGUGUGCGGGCCAGCGCACAGAGAGCAGAGCCAUGAGAAGUCUGGACUCACCAGGCCGGGAGAUGGUGGGGAACUGUUCCUGGGAGGCCCAUCCGGGCAGCCGGAGUAAGAUGUGUCCUGACGUGAGUGAGGCCCCCGAGCUCUACAGCCGCGGCUUCCUGACCAUCAAGCAGAUCACCAUGCUGCCGCCACCCGCCAUCAUGAACUACAUCUUCCUGCUCCUCUGUCUGUGUGGCCUGGUGGGCAACGGGCUGGUCCUCUGGUUUUUCGGCUUCUCCAUCAAGCGGAGCCCCUUCUCCGUGUACUUCCUGCACCUGGCCGGCGCCGAUGUCGGCUACCUCUUCAGCAAGGCUGUGUUUUCCAUCCUGAACACGGGCGGCUUCCUGGGCACAUUCGCCGACUACAUCCGCGCCGUGACCAGGGUCGUGGGGCUCUGCACGUUCGUGGCCGGCGUGAGCCUCCUGCCCGCCGUGAGCUCGGAGCGCUGCCUGUCCGUCGUCUUCCCCGUCUGGUACUGGCGCCGCCGGCCCAAGCGCCUGUCGGCCGUGGUGUGCGCCCUGCUCUGGACCCUGUCGCUCCUGGUCACCAGCAUCCACCACUACUGCUGCGUGUUCCUGGCCUCGCGGGGCUCCGGCAGCGCCUGUGGGCACAUGGACACCUUCCUGGGCAUCCUGCUGUUCCUCGUCUUCUGCCCGCUCAUGGUGCUGCCCUGUCUGCUGCUCAUCCUGCACGUGGAAUGCCGGGCCCGGCGGCGCCAGCGCUCUGCCAAGCUCAACCACGUCAUCCUGGCCAUGGUGUCCGUGUUUCUCGUGUCCUCCAUCUACCUGGGGAUCGACUGGUUCCUCUUCUGGGUCUUCCAGAUCCCGGCCCCCUUCCCUGAGUACAUCACCGACCUCUGCAUCUGCAUCCACAGCAGCGCCAAGCCCGUCGUCUACUUCCUGGCGGGGAGGGACAAGUCCCAGCGGCUGUGGGAGCCUCUCCAGGUGGUCUUCCAGCGGGCCCUGCGGGAUGGCGCCGAGCUGGGGGAAGCCGGGGGCGGCACGCCCAACACGGUCACCAUGGAAAUGCAAUGCCCCACUGGGAACGCGUCCUGAGAGGCAGGUGCCAGCUGGGCGGCAGGGGCCAUAGCCUCCGGAGACCCUCUGCUGCCGAGACAGGAGCUGGGCUGCGGCCACAGGGCCCAGGUGCAAGGCGGAAGGUCUGCUCUGGCUCCUCGUGCCUCCUUCUCCGUGGGCUGGAGGCUCUGGGGUGGCUGGCCGGGAGACCGAGCAGCCACCUACAUGCAGGCCCUCUGGCCGGGCCAAGCUUCCCCUGCCAUUCUCCUCCGUGGCCAGAAGCUGGUCGGCAAAGGAGGGGACGAGGGGUCAGCCAGCCCCCUCCCCCUCCUACCCCUUUCAAUCAGGCCUCCUUGAAAACAAUGUAGCCAGCACCACUGCUCCCCCGCGGGGAGCACCUGUUCGCUCCGUUCCGCCCCCUCAAGGCAGUACUGGCGAGCCAACCCGAACGCGACCGUGCUACCUGGAAGAGAGUUCUGGCUAACCUGCCUUGUAGUUCCAUCCUUCUGCACCCAACAUCCCUGCCCUGAAUCCUUUGGUGACUUUGACGGGGGAGCUUCCGAUCAUGGCAAGCAGCUAGACGGGAAGCGGCCUCGGGCAGCUGGGGCAGGUCACUCUCAUUUCCGACUCCCUGCAGGCCGGCCCCUGGGCAGCCUCCCAGAGCACAGCACGUCCAUGCUGCUGUGCACCUGGUCCUCGAACCUCGGCCCACUGUCCAGGAGUCUCUGGGCUCCAGUCCCCACCCAGGAGUGGGCCCUGGCUCUACCUGGCCACCCCAGGCCACCUCCAAGCACAGGGGCCCUGUGUAGCCAAUGCAAGUUUUAUAGAAGACAAUAAAUGUAUAUCAAUAAACGUUUUAUAUCGUGCACUGA